GGCACACAAGGUUCGGUCGUGUCUGAUGGUGAGAGCGCUCGCGGGGGUCGGGCGCGGCGUGACGAUGGUGGGAGAGCUCGCGGGGGUCGGGUGCAGGGUAACGAAGGUGGGAGAGCUCGCGGGGAUUGGCACUCGCGCCAACGCCGGAGCCGGAGCCGGAGCCCCCGGAACGGCCGUCGCGACCAUCGCCGGGAUGGCGGACAUGACAGGUCGUCGUCGUCUCGACUCACCAGCAGCCGGAGCCGGAGCCCGGGCCGGAACAGGAGCCGGGAACCACUCAGGGCGGGCGGUCGUGGUCGCAACAGGGGGGGACAGGAAGAACGGAAGUCCAACCAAGGAAACAGGCAAGUGAGGUGUGAUCGGGACGAUUUUCGUAGCUCGGGAUUGUUGGGAGAAGACAAAGAAGCUUCGGAGGACGAUUCUCUUGGUUUUUCCCCUCACGCUCCUCGUGCGCCUGCUGUUAGAGCCGCCCCUUCCAUGCAUUCUCUGGCGUUCAAGUUAGCCAACAUGCAACUCCGAGAUCAUUCAGUUGCUGUGAAAGGUUCUGUCCCGCCCCUUGUUGUUCAAGACCCCCCCGUGCCUUCCAUGCCUCCGAGAGACCGUGCUGAUUCGCCACACCGUACGCCCUCACAAGCGUCUACUUCUGCUUCCCGUACUGAAAUGCUGUUGGAACAAGUACUUUCGCUCCUUCGAUCCCAAACGCCGGGCCAUGUUGUGGAUGUCGACGCCAACGCCGAUGUGCAACCGCUUGCGCCUCAACCAGCACCUAGACCGCCGCUUGCCUCAUCUAUUUCGCCACGAACGGAGUUGGUCCCGGGGCGGGGCCAUCCUUCGAUUUUUUCUGACGCUACAGUAGGCACAGGGACACCUGCAGGACUCGCAUCCAUCAAGGCGCAGGAGGCACCGCGUUCGGAGGAGAAGAUGGCGGUUCCAGUCGCCGCGGCCUCCCUCUCGCAACCUUUGCAGGAGCCCCCCCCCCCCCUUCAGCGUGUGUCUCUUACGUCUCAACCCGUCCUUACAGCUGACACCGUUGUCUCGAGGCCGGGGCCAGGCGCAUCGUUGCAGGCCCGGGACGACGCUGGUUUGCCUCUCUCUUCCACGGGAGCACGAGCGAGACAAGACGCUUUGGAUGCUGCGGACGCCUCUGCAGCGGAGGCUGACAUCAUUCGCAUUCAAGACAAGAUGGACAAGCUCAAGCCGGAUUCCCUUGACAGUAUUACUCGCUUGCCCCUUGGCCCCGACCCUGAUGAAUUUGCUCGCUUCGCGUCUAGCUGCCAGGCGGUGGUCAUCGAAAUUCUCGACAAAAGCGAUGUCAAGAAACAGCAGACUUUCACCUCCCCCACCUGGGUCCGCGGAUGGCUUCCUUGUUGCGCAAACGUGUUCGCCUCUGCGGUUCUUGAAGGCCAAACCACCAACCGUGCCACCAUGGAAUUCCUCGAUGCCACCUUUCAGCAGGUAGAAAAUCAUCUGCGCAAGGAACCAG
Messenger RNA from Ectocarpus sp. CCAP 1310/34, 1483 nucleotides. Lineage: Eukaryota; Phaeophyceae; Ectocarpales; Ectocarpaceae. The record is from the annotation of a GenBank genome assembly.